Messenger RNA from Saccostrea cuccullata (small rock oyster), 931 nucleotides. RefSeq lists its product as uncharacterized. The coding region runs from base 37 to 681 and encodes 214 amino acids. The transcript is spliced from 4 exons. Lineage: Eukaryota; Metazoa; Mollusca; Bivalvia; Ostreida; Ostreidae. The record is from RefSeq and is a predicted model, not a curated record.
ACUCAUAUUUGAGAGAGAAGGGGUAAGAUAACAAAUAUGUAUUUUUGUUUUUCUAUGGCAAUUUUAAUAUCCUUUGGAAUAUUAUUUCUUUCAACGUCAGGGAAUGGACAAACAAAUUUACCAAAGAAAAUUGUCUUGCGGGAAAACACGAAGACGGGGACAGAAAUUUUCAGAGUGGAAUUUGAUGAAAGAGUCGAAGGUGGCAAUACUCCAUUGAGACUGUAUAACAUGUUUCCCAUCGCUGCUAAUGACAUAUUUGAAUUCAAUGAACGAAAUCAAAGCAUUAUAGUAAAGAAUGGAACUUUACUGGAUUUUGAAGGAGAUGAUAAAGCAUAUGUUAUUAGAUUACAGAAGCAACUUACUGUAACUGAUCAGGAGCUAAGCCAAGAAAAGAAGAGUGUUUUUCUUGCAGUAACACCGUCUGUAGAAGAUCUGACAGUUCUUAUUGAAUUGCAAGACGUAGUGGAAUGUUCCCAGUUUGUUUCAUCGUCGUUGUCUUCUUUUUCCUCGUCGUCAUCUUCUGAGGAUUGUUGUGAUCAUUACAGACGGACCAUUUGGCUAACCCCGGUGUCCUCCAUUUUGGAAGUCAUUGUGAUUGUCAUUAGCUUUGUCAUCGUAAUGAUGUGCUUCGUUAAAAAGGAGAGGAUAACAAGAGUUGAAGCAUUCAGUCCGAGAAAAUAACGAAAGAAAAUCUUUCUUCAACGCUUUAAAUGUACAUUAAUUUAAUACGCUCUUUAAUUUUUUUCUCUUUUUCUCUUUUUAAAGUAAAUCUUUCAUCAAUGAUCCUGUACAUGUAUAUAUGUUCUCAUUUACAAUUGUAUGCAUUUGAUCAUCAAUUAUACAUGAUAAUUAAUUUUAGCAUUUUGUUUUAAGAAACCUUUUAUCAACCAUUUAAUCUUAUAUCCAUUUUUCAUAUAAAAUCUUGAUUCAC